AUGGCUAUAGCUGGCUUAAACUUAACCGGCCUGCUUCCAGAUGAGAGGUGGAUAGCGGAGAUGACCUUCGACGCAACCGAUGAGUGUAAAGCCGAGCGCGGGCACCACCGUGCAGAUGUCAUCUUCGUGCUGACCUGCGCCGCGCGCAUCGUGCAGAUGCAGAGCGGAUUUGCGAUGCUUGAGUCAGCAUAUCAGCAGCCGAACAACGCAGCGAACAUCAUGAUGAAGAACAUGCUCGAUCUGUGCAUUGGUGUACUGGCCUUUUUCCUAUUCGGGUACUACAUCGCCUAUCACGACACGCACAGCCUGAACGGCCUGGCUGAUGCUGGAACCGAUCUCGCGCACUUUUUCUGCACGUUCUCCUAUGCUACUACGGCCGCGACCAUCAACAGUGGCGCACUGGCCGGGCGAGUGGCGUUCUUCCCCUACUUGGUCCUGUCAACGGUUAUGACGGGACUGCUUUAUCCGAUUUGUGCCUACCUCGCCUGGGGCAAUGGCUGGCUGCAAGAGCUGGGAUUCGUGGACUUCGCAGGCUCCGUGGUGGUGCACCAG
This is a messenger RNA of Symbiodinium sp. CCMP2456, 552 nucleotides long. NCBI's taxonomy places the organism in Eukaryota, Dinophyceae, Suessiales, Symbiodiniaceae. The record is from the annotation of a GenBank genome assembly.